Molecule: messenger RNA, 1657 nt
Organism: Lactuca sativa (garden lettuce)
Lineage: Eukaryota; Viridiplantae; Streptophyta; Magnoliopsida; Asterales; Asteraceae
Product: guanylyl cyclase 1
Source: RefSeq, a predicted model, not a curated record
AAUACAAUUGUAAGUAACAUACCAACUCUCUUAUUAUCUUAUCAGCGAAGUGGAUCUAUUACCAUUUGGAUGCACUUUGACCUGCCCGAGGCAUAUGAUCCGACGAAUUCCGAAGGAGUGGCGGGAGAUCCGAUACACGUGACUGAGAGGCGAUUUCUUUUCUUUGUAGUUUGUAGCAAUAUAAUACUCCAUCAUCAUCGACAUCAACCAAUCAACCAAUCCUUUUUCUUUUUGUUUCUUUCCAACCGAAAAAUCGCUUUUGCAAAAUUAGAAAAAGGGUUUACGGCAACCCGAAGAUCUCGGAGGAAAAAAAGGUCAAAAUAAAGAGUAGAAUCAAAGCCUUUUCAGAUCAUCACUCAGUUUCAACUUCCAAUCCAAAAGGUUUUUAUUUUUCUUUCUUCUCCAUGUACUCUUUAUAUUCGUACUAAAUUUCUGCAAUUCUUCUUUUAAUAUCAAUCGGCAAGUUCAAGCUCUUCUGGAAUCCCGUCAGGAAAUAGUAUAAUGUAUACAAAUAGAGAUCUCACAUCAACGUGAGUAAAGUUUGGCGAUUUAGAAACUACAACAAGUUCUUCAUAGAUGUGGCCUUUACACAUCUUCUUAAACAAACUACUGAAUGGAGGAUAUAAUGUUCAUGAAGAUGAUGUAAAUUUGGAUGAAUCAAACAACUUCAAAUCAGCAUUCAGAAACGAGAAAAAAGGCAAGAAAGAUUUAUCGAUCCAGUCACACUUCAUUGAUGUCCCACAUAUAAAACAAGAACACACAUGGGAUUGUGGCCUUGCUUGUGUUUUAAUGGUUUUAAAAACCCUUCACAUCAAUCAUUAUGAUAUCGAAGAUCUUCACGCAUUUUGCAAUACAAAUAGUAUUUGGACAGUGGAUUUAGCGUAUUUACUGCACAAAUUUUCUAUCAACUUCUCUUACAUCACUGUAACUUUAGGCGCUAAUCCGAAUUUUUCAUUGGAGUCAUUUUACAAGAAGCAUUUAGGUGAUGAUAUAGUAAGAGUAAAUAUGUUGUUCAACAGAUCACGAGAAGCAGGGAUAAAUAUAGAGUGUAGGUCAAUCAACGGAGAUGAAAUUGCAGUAUUGAUUAUGUCGAGAAAAUAUAUUGUCGUAGCUUUGGUUGAUCAGUUCAUUUUGAGUCAGUCGUGGAUAGAAGAUUUUUAUAUAUCAGAUUUUUAUAUCGGUACCUCUGGUGGUUAUACUGGUCAUUAUAUUGUAAUAUGUGGCUAUGAUGCUGUUACAGAUGAAUUUGAGAUUCGGGAUCCAGCUAUUUCUAGGAGUCGAGGGACAAUAUCGUCAAAAUGCUUGGAAAAAGCUCGCAAAUCUUUUGGUACAGAUGAAGAUAUACUCUUGAUUCAUCUAGAGAAUGUAGAUACUUAAAACAACAAUAUGACGAGGGCUUAUAUGUAAUUUUUUCAAAGUUUGAUGCCUAAAAUGAACUUUUACCUAAAGUACUUUGCAUUUUUCAAGGUAUUUGUUUGAGUUAAUUUGGCACAAGCAUUACAUAUCAAUAGGUGCACUUUAAAGUGGUUAUAUAGAUAUGAGUUAACAGUAUUUAGCCAAAAGGAUUAUUUGUGCAAGUUUUUGGAACCAUAAGGACCAUUUGUGUCAAAAAUUCAUAUAUGGAUUAUUCGGGUAAUCAUGAGGACCAUUUAUGUAA